Molecule: messenger RNA, 648 nt
Organism: Ogataea haglerorum
Lineage: Eukaryota; Fungi; Ascomycota; Pichiomycetes; Pichiales; Pichiaceae
Exons: 2
Coding region: 1-648 (215 amino acids)
Source: RefSeq, a predicted model, not a curated record
AUGGACCUUCUGGGCGACAUUGUCGAGCACGACACCGCCACAGAGCCCCAGGCGCCUGGUCCCGCGAUGUCUGGGCCCGCCACGGGAGCAGAUCCACCUCGAAAACAUCGAGCGGCUGAGCAGAAUGUCGGAGGAGGAGCGCGAGCAGGCAAAGGAGGAACUGGUCAACACGCUGGACCCGAAAAUCCUGCAGAUGCUGCUGAAAAGAGCAGAACGAGACAGCGACAGCGACACGGCCGCGAGCCCGAGCCUGAAACCCGCGCUGCGCAGGGACAGCGUCUCGUCGGCGGACAAGAAGGUGCGGUUCAACAACGAGGCGUCGGUCAAGUACGUCAAGCCGUCGUCGCCGCUGGCGAUGCCGAAGUCGAGCAAGGAGGACGAGGAGUGGGAGGACAUCGAGUACCUGGACGACGCGGGGCCGAGCUUCGAGGAGGCGCGGCGGCUGAAGCAGGCGUCGGUGCAUUUUCCAAGGCCGACCGGCGAGAAGCUCGAGAAGCUCGACAUCAACGACCCGGACUUCAACGACAAGCUGCACGAGAAGUUCUUCCCGGACCUGCCCAAGGACCCCAAGGCACUGGAGUGGAUGAGGCCGGCGCCGGAGACGCCGAAGCAGGUGACGUACAGCGCGGUUGCGGAGCUGCGGUUUGA